Letharia columbiana is the source of this 492-nucleotide messenger RNA. RefSeq lists its product as uncharacterized. Gene Ontology annotation, cellular component: Lsm1-7-Pat1 complex; P-body. The coding region runs from base 1 to 492 and encodes 163 amino acids. The transcript is spliced from 5 exons. The record is from RefSeq and is a predicted model, not a curated record. Gene Ontology annotation, molecular function: RNA cap binding. Gene Ontology annotation, biological process: deadenylation-dependent decapping of nuclear-transcribed mRNA. NCBI's taxonomy places the organism in Eukaryota, Fungi, Ascomycota, Lecanoromycetes, Lecanorales, Parmeliaceae.
AUGGAGAACCUGUCAAUACAAGACCUGGCGCCAGCAGGAGGCCCGAAUCAUGUGGCUCCGCCUCCAGGAGGACUUCCGCAACUUCCACCACAGAUGUUUACCACCGCCGCCCAACUUUUGGAUCUGACAGAUAAGAAGCUAGUUUUGGUUCUUCGAGAUGGACGAAAGCUCAUCGGAGUGCUGAGAAGCUGGGAUCAAUUUGCCAAUCUAGUCCUGCAGGAUACGAUGGAGCGCAUCUUCGUCCAGGAAGUUUACGCUGAUAUUGUACGCGGCAUAUUCCUGGUUCGAGGCGAGAAUGUCCUGCUUCUUGGUGAAAUUGAUCUUGACAAGGACGAUUAUAUACCUGAGCCUUAUCGCAAAGUAUCUCCAGAGGAAGUGCACGCUCUGAGCGUCAAAGUGAACAAGGAAAAGAAACAGGCCGACAAGGUGCGCGCGAAGAAGUUGCAAAAGCUUGGAUUCGAGGUCGAACAUAGCGGGGAGAUUCUAUUUUAG